AUGGCCUUGAGAUAUGUUCAAUUGCUGAUCAUAUUUGUACUAGCCCUGGCCACCUACAAAAGGGUCCUUGCAAGUGAUCCCGACAUCCUUUCCUCCUACAUAGUCCCGGAAAAUAACAAAGUUGAUGCUAAUUUCUCUACUUACACUGGAUUCUGGGACAUAUUCGAUGAUGUUCCUGGAACCUUAAACAUAACGAAAGCUGCCUUGGCUGAGUUCCCUGCUCUUGAUGGACAGAAUGUGUCGUACGCCAUGCUUAAAUAUCCUGCGAACGAGGACUCCUCAGAUUGGAAAGAAUUCAAUCUUCAUCCUCACACCCACCCUCACGCCGCUGAACUUCUAUUCCUUGUUGGUUCCUUGGAAGUAGGGUUCAUGGACACCAAAAACGUCCUGUAUACACAGAAGCUUAAAGUUGAAGACCUAUUUGUGUUUCCUAAGGGAUUAGUCCAUUGCCAGUAUAACUCAUUUGCUAAUUUACCCACCCAUGCCGAUUCAGCAUUCGGAAGUGCAAAUGCUGGAACAGUUUCAGUGCUUAUAUAUAUGUUUGUGUUUGGCACAGGAAUUGAUAAUGCCAUCCUGGUGAAAUCAUUCAAGACCGAUGUUGGUACCGUUAAGAAGCUCAAGGCUGGCCUCACCACUCAUAAAUGA
Messenger RNA from Prunus persica (peach), 645 nucleotides. Its product is annotated as putative germin-like protein 9-2. The transcript is spliced from 2 exons. Lineage: Eukaryota; Viridiplantae; Streptophyta; Magnoliopsida; Rosales; Rosaceae. The record is from RefSeq and is a predicted model, not a curated record. Gene Ontology annotation, molecular function: manganese ion binding. Gene Ontology annotation, cellular component: cell wall. The coding region runs from base 1 to 645 and encodes 214 amino acids.